Molecule: messenger RNA, 1345 nt
Organism: Sorghum bicolor (sorghum)
Lineage: Eukaryota; Viridiplantae; Streptophyta; Magnoliopsida; Poales; Poaceae
Product: tetraspanin-19
Exons: 6
Coding region: 306-965 (219 amino acids)
Source: RefSeq, a predicted model, not a curated record
CGCGGGGCUCCACUCAUCCACCGCUUCUACAAGAUCCCACCACCCCACGUCAAACCAAACCCGGCCGCGGAGAAAGCAGCUUCUAGCUACCCGCCCGGUCUCCGCUUCUCCCGCACGCGCAGGCUGCUGCUGAGUGCUGCCUCCAUCCUGCCACCGCCGCUUGCCUGCUUCGUUCGCGGAACAAAAAAAAAAGUGAGCCGGACCGACCGACGACCCAGCCGAGCCCACGAGAGGGAGGCGCUGCUUGGGCUGUCGGAGCCGCAGCAGGUCUUGCUCCGGCCAGCCACGGCGGCAUCGGCAUCGGCAUGGCGGGGCGGAUGGUGCGGAGCUGCGUGCAGACGGCGCUCAAGGCGGCCAACUCCGUCGUGGGGCUUGCCGGCAUGGCCGUCAUCCUCUACGCGCUCUGGAUGCUCCGCGCCUGGUACAGGGAGGUCGCCGACCACCACCUCCACCAACGCCUCCCGGUCCCCUGGUUCAUCUACGCUUUUCUUGGCCUGGGGAUCUUUUUGUGCCUGUUGACUUGCUCUGGGCAUAUUGCCGCUGAAACUGCAAAUGGUCACUGCCUCUCUUGUUACAUGAUCAUCGUAUUUGUGCUUAUUAUACUGGAAGGCACAAUCACUAUGGAUGUAUGUCUGAAUAGCAACUGGGAAGAGGAUUUCCCCCCUGAUCCAUCAGGCAAGUUUGAGGAUUUCAAGGACUUUGUGAAAUCAAAUUUUGAGAUAUGUGAAUGGGUAGGCCUCUCAGUGGUGGCUGCUCAGGUGUUAUCAAUUAUUCUGGGGAUGGUACUCAGGACCCUUGGGCCUGAACGUGAGACUGACUAUGACAGUGAUGAUGACACAAUUGUGCCUGCAAGGCUGCCUCUCCUGAGAAAUCAGGCCCAACAUGGUUUAGACUAUGCUGAACCUAAUACAUCUCGUAGGAGUGAUUCAUGGAAAUUGCGGAUUUUAGACAAGGUCAACAACUAAGAUCUUAUAAUGAUCUCAUACAACAGACCAUUUGGGAAAGACUUUCGCUCCUAGGGUUUCAGAAGGAUGAUAAGAUUAUACCCUUUUUUUCUUCUUGUGGAGAGAUGAUUAGCAGAAGCGAUAGAGUAGUUCUUAGUUCUGUCUACUUUUGAAUGCCAUUCAACAUGCACAGAUAUUUGAGUAGCAUGUGACUGACCCUUAUAAACCCACAAUGUAUGGGAAGGAUGUUGUACCAUAAUGUUUCAUAAAGAGAUGAGGGCAUUAUUGGUGCCUUCCCUGACCAAAGUCAGAAAUGUUUAAUCUUUCCCACUUGUCCAUCAGCUGCAUCAUCCAUGUAUUUUUAUGGGGCCCCUAUUUUUAUCUGCUUGUCUGCUGUCAGA